AUGAGAAAUCGACAUAUUAAUAUUCGAGGCCAUACACUAAUUGUAUCACGGCAGAUUCCAAGAAAAAUACAUUUAUCUCAUCAAAUUACAUGUGGUCUUAAAGUUGAAAUAUCAUCAAACAGUAUAAAUUCAAAUGAAACUUUACAAAUCGAUGUUACAAAAUAUUUUCAACAAUAUGGUAAAAUAAACUAUUAUGAAUAUAUAGGCAAUAAUAAAGUAUACUUCAUAUUUGACGAUUAUGAUAUAGUUGAUCGAAUUAUGCUAGAAAAAACUCAACAUACAUACAAAGGAUUUUCUUUAACUAUUGAAAAAGUUCGAUUGCCGGAUGACAGACGUACAAUCGUUGGUUCAGACGUUACCGAAUAUUGUAUUCAUGUUACGAAUAUGCCAACAAAUGUUACUGGUGAAGAUUUAUCAAGAAUUUUCCGAGUGGAUAUUGCCAAUAUUCUUAUACGACCAUAUAAUGAAUUAAAUGAUCAUCUAGUUGAAGAUAAUCGUAUACAAGUUGAAGCUUGGAUAAAAGAGAUUGGCAGCGAGCAAUCAGCACAAAAAUUGGCAGGAGAAAAAAAUGGAUUUUAUUUGCGUGGUUUCAAAAUUCAAUGUCAAGUUAUUCGUGUACCAUUGAAAAUAUUUGAAUUAUGUAGACAUUUUCAACAAGGAACAUGUUCAUAUUCAAUAUGUUGUGAAAUGAAACAUAUACGAUGUGUUCAACCGGUUACAUGCGAAAAUAAUCAAUGUUGGUAUGGACAUGAUUCAGAGCGCAUUACAAAGUCAAUACGUCGACCUACAUCACGUGAUGAUUGCUAUCGUGUACGAAUAGCAAAUUUUCCACCGAAUGCAACACGACCAGAAAUAUUCAAACGUCUACAAGUGAACUCUGCUCGAAUCCAAGAAAAUCUUAUUUUAUGCAAUGAAUCGAGUUCGACAGAACCAAUAAUUGCCUAUGUUAUCGAUCAAAAAUCAGAGAUUAUAGUUAAAAAAUUAAUUCAUUCAUGGCACAAUCAACUAUUUUCGACAGAUCAACCGUAUAGAAUGAAAUGUCAGUUAGAAAUCAAUGUUGAAUAUUUCAACUCAACUAUUGGAAUUUCUAUAUCGUUAACACCACAAAUUCAAAGUCGAACUCCAUCGAUAAUUUCAAGUACUGACAGUAUGAAAGUUCGUAAAGCAACAACAAGACUCGAUUUACAAAACCGAUUUGCACAAUUAAAAAUUAUGAGCAAUAUAGACCAUAAUGAAGAUGAUCAGUCAUAUUCAAAUAUUGAACUGAUGAAUGAAGUGAACAUAAUUGAACUUCCAUCUUCGUGGGAUUGGGAAAAUGCAACGUUAUUGAAAGGAAGAAUCAACGAAACAAGUCGUGUCUAUUUAGUUAGCGAUCAAACAGACAGAAAUAAACAGGCUGAAAUUAGAAUCUAUUCGACUAUGUCCGAUAGAACAUCACGAUUGCGUAUACAACGACAUCGAAUUGUUCUCGAACGAUUGAAAGAAAUUGAUGGAGUACCAAAAUUGAUCGAUUGUAAUUAUGAUACAUUAACAAAUAAUUCGAAAAUAUCUACAAAACUAUGGAUUAUAACGGAAGCAAUCGAAGGUAUCACACUUGAUCAAUAUGUUGCUGGAAAUGAACCUAAAUUUCCAGAGAUUAUUAAUAUUAUUUUACUAUUAAUCAAUUUAGUAAAAGAUAUUCAUGAACAAAAUGUCGUUCAUCGAAAUCUAACGCCUAGAAAUAUUUUUAUUCAUCGUACGAAUUCAAUCGAAGGUGAUCAAUUUCAUUUGAAAUUAAUCAAUUUUGAUCUUGCUCAUAUUGAUGAGAAGAAGAUCAACAGUAAGAAUCAAAAUAUCUGGUCUCGUGAUAAUAAUCAAUUAAAAAAUGAUUUCUAUCAAAUGCCACAGUUCGAAGUAAAACCAUUGAAUAAUAAUGAUAUUGAUGACGAAAUUCAACAAAUUGAUUCCGAACGACAAAGUAAAACCAUUGAUGCAACUUUUAUUUGUGCUUUACUCUUCUGGAUGAUUACAUUACAUGAACCGAAAGAUUCACGAAAUAUAGACAGAAAAGCACCGCAUGAAUUAAAUGAACAUAUUCAAUUAAUUCAACAUGAACUAAAACGAGUAGCAGUUCGAAAUUCAAGAAAAUUUCAUUCAUUAUGGAGACAUCUUACACUUAUAUUCGAUCGUGGAUUUGCAAAACCACAACUACAAUGGUCAAUUAAUGAACUUCAACAUCAAAUUCAAUUGAUAUUCGAAUUAAUAACGAACAUGAAAAAUUACGAUGAUAGUAUUCAACAAUCAUUGACAACUUCAAUGGUAUCAAAUGAAUUAUUCAUUCGUUUAGCAUCAUUUAUCAAUAUAAUCAAGCAUCAUUUUGUAACUCAUUGUGUUUGGUUUGAUUCCAUACGUUGGUCACUAAAUGAAAAUAAUCGAUGGUCAGGUAAUAAUCAAAUAAUUCAUAAUGAUGAUAUUCUUAUCGUUGGAGAACAUGAAUUACCAAUCAAAUUGAAUAUUAUUCGAUUAGAAAAUGAGAAGAACCUUAAAAUAUGUAUGGAAAUCAAAAUGAAUGAGAUGAAUACUGUCGAAUUACCAUUCGAUGUAUGGCGAGAAGAUGAAAUCGAAAAUGAACUCGGAACUAUUAUGAAUAUAUUCAUCAUGGAAUUUAUGAACUUUUAUAAUGCAUUUAUAGAAUAG
Rotaria sp. Silwood2 is the source of this 2676-nucleotide messenger RNA. The record is from the annotation of a GenBank genome assembly. NCBI's taxonomy places the organism in Eukaryota, Metazoa, Rotifera, Eurotatoria, Philodinida, Philodinidae.